Messenger RNA from Harmonia axyridis, 1905 nucleotides. Its product is annotated as trehalase-like. Bases 153 to 1829 code for a protein of 558 amino acids. Gene Ontology annotation, molecular function: alpha,alpha-trehalase activity. NCBI's taxonomy places the organism in Eukaryota, Metazoa, Arthropoda, Insecta, Coleoptera, Coccinellidae. Gene Ontology annotation, biological process: trehalose catabolic process. The record is from RefSeq and is a predicted model, not a curated record. The transcript has a single exon.
UGACGUUAGUGUGAGAACUCUCAAAUUGAUGUAUGAUAUGAAAAACAGUAUUUUUUUUGUGCAAAAUUUAAAAUGAUAAAUGGAACUAUAAAUAUCAGAUGAGACCUGGAUUCUUUCCAAAUUUGCUGUAGUAUUUUCCAAAUAUAUCCACAAUGACAACCUUCAUCAUUUUGGUAGCUUUAACCAUCGCAACAGUCCUACCACCAGUGAACACCCUAACAUUAAGAUGCAACAACAGCAUAUUUUGCACCGGUCCCUUACUCCAUCUGAUACAGAUGUCCAAAAUCUUCGCAGACUCCAAGACGUUUGUCGAUAUGAAGAUGUUGCAUUCCCCAGAAGAAGUCUUAGAGAACUGGGAUGAUUUCAUGGAAGAAAACGAGAAGAACCCUAGCAAGUACAACAUCAAGAAAUUCAUCAUGGACAACUUCAAUGAUGGUGAUGAACUCGAAACGUGGAUUGGUAGCGACUACACUCCAACUCCCAGAAUUUUGCGUAAAAUUGAAGACAUGAUCGUGAGAAAUUUUACUGCCAGUUUGAUGACCAUUUGGCAUAAACUUGGAAGGAAGGUGAAGCCUGAAGUGUUUCAAUAUCCUGAAAGGUACUCUUUUAUGCCUAUUCCUAAUGGCUUCAUCAUACCUGGAGGCAGAUUUAAGGAGUUGUAUUACUGGGAUUCCUACUGGAUUGUGAAGGGUCUUCUGAUUAGCGAAAUGAUCACUACUGUUAAAGGAAUGUUGGAAAACUUCUUGUCGAUUAUUGCGCAGUAUGGUUUCGUACCAAAUGGCUCUAGAAUUUACUACUUGAGCAGAUCACAACCACCUGUGACAACAAUGAUUGCUGGGGAGUAUGUAGAGGCCAGCAAAGACAUACUGUGGCUCAAGAAAAACAUCAAAUACUUAGACCUCGAGUUGCGAUAUUGGAUAGAUUACAAGACAGUGAAAAUAAGGAAGGGUGUCCACGUUUACACUCUAGCUAGAUACAUCUCAGAGUGUACCCUUCCAAGACCAGAAUCCUACUUUGAAGACAUAGAAAGUUGCGAGAUCUUCGAGACAGAUAUCAAGAAACAAAAGUGUUUCCAAGACUUGAAGUCUGCUGUUGAAACAGGUUGGGAUUUCUCUUCCAGAUGGAUUUUCGAUGAACAAGGAGGAUGCAAUGCUAACGUAUCUUACUCAGACGCCAAGAGGGUGAUACCAGUAGAUUUGAACUCGUUUCUGUGCAAGAGCUUCAAGCUCAUGAGCAAAUUUUACAGCAUGUUGAAUGACGAGACUAACGCCACAUUUUGGUUGAACAAGUUCAAUUAUUGGAAGAAAGGAAUGGACCAAAUCAUGUACAGCAAGAAGGACGGGGUGUGGUUCGACUACGACUAUUUUGAGUCUAAAUUUAGGCGUUAUUUUUGGCCGAGCAAUCUUACACCUCUCUGGGCUGGUAUUUAUGACCAGCCUGAGUUCGCCAAGCUUGGUAGGGCCGCUGCCUCUUACAUCAAACGCCAAGAUCUGUUGAAAUAUAAGGGAGGAAUUCCUGCAUCACUCCUCCUAACUGGGGAACAGUGGGAUUUCCCGCAUGUGUGGGCACCCUUACAGUCGAUAAUAAUAUUUGGGCUUUACAAUUCUGGCGAUAAUGAUGCGAAACAACUGGCUGCUACGUUUGGGAAGAGAUAUGUCGAGGCUUGUAUAAAAGGGUUUUUGGUCAGUGGAGACAUGUAUGAAAAAUAUGAUUGCAAGGAACCUGGAGCUGUGGAGGGGGGAGGGGAGUAUAUUGCUCAGAUAGGUUUCGGUUGGACCAAUGGAGUGGCUUUGGAGGUUAUUGAUACGUUUUACAAGCGACAAAAUUGAAGGGAUAUGUAACGUGUUAUGCAUUGUAGACGUUGAGUUUUUGCUUUCAAUAAAACAUAGUGAAUUCUUAUUAAAA